AUGUUGGCGGUCAAGACAGGCGGUCACUCUUUGAACGAAAAGAGGUUGUUCCAUGGAACCAGCCCCGAUGCUGUGGAGGCAAUAUGUAAGCAAAACUUUGACUGGCGCUCGAACGGAAAGAUCACCCAUCUUUAUGUUGAAGGAAGUCAUUUCGCUGUAAAUGCUUCCUACAGCGAUGCUUUUGCGAAGAAAGACGCAAAUUCGUCUCAGUUCAUGUUCUUGGCCAAAGUUCUUGUUGGAUCUUACACUAAAGGCAACUCCAGUUAUCGGAGACCGCCUCCAAAGCAACCAUCCAACCCAUCGAGUGACCUGUUCGACUCUUGUGUGGACGACCAGUACAGUCCAACCAUUUAUGUGGUUUUUGACGCUGACCAGUUCUACCCAGAGUACAUCAUCGAGUAUUCUGAUGAAAGUAGUAGGUAUUCUGGAGGUCGCGGAGCACCAAGUUCCGCUCGGGCAGGAGCCUAUGCAGCACCUUCUUUUAGCCGAGCUACCCCAUCUAGAAGCUCAGUUAAUCCUACAAGUAGUUACUUACUCAUCCACUGCGAUGAUGACGACGAUGUAGAUGACAAUGACGAUAAAAAUGAUGAUGACCAUGGCGGUGACGAUAACGAUGUUGAUGACGAUGACGAUAACAAUGAUGAUGACGAUAGCGACGACGAUGACGAUGGUGACGGAUGA
Molecule: messenger RNA, 681 nt
Organism: Stylophora pistillata
Lineage: Eukaryota; Metazoa; Cnidaria; Anthozoa; Scleractinia; Pocilloporidae
Product: TCDD-inducible poly [ADP-ribose] polymerase-like
Source: RefSeq, a predicted model, not a curated record